AUGUACGGAGAUACAAAUGAUUCGACAAUUAGUUCCGAGAGUGCCCGAUUAAUGGACCCAGUGGAGCUUGAGCUGGCUCUGUCGCCAUCAAGACAUGAUGAGCAUGAUUUGUUUUACAAGGUUCGUGCAGACAGUUCGACUCCACGUAAAUGGGUCACUCGCCAAAAUUCAGUUAUAUUAGCAAACACAGGUGAAAGGGUACAUAGAGCUGUUACGUUAUCACUACCCCAAGAUUACGAUGUCCUGCAUGAAUCCAUUUCUGGCUACAGACCUCAGUCGAACCUCAAUCAAAUGGCGCAAAUGAUUAAACGAGUUUACUUUAAUGAGGUUUUCCGCAGUGUUUUCAAGUGUUCAAUGGCGUACUUCCUUGCUUCUUUGGGUGUGUUUGACCGAUCUUUUGAUGAUUUCUUAGGAUCAACCGAUUCGAAACAUGUCAUUGCCACGGUGGCGGUGUAUUUCCACCCUUCUAGAUCAAGAGGAUCAAUGAACCAAACAAUGCUAUUUGUUAUCAUAUCUAUUGUAUUUAGUAUCACAGUCUCGUUUGGUUGCCGGUUUAUCUCAGCCAUUUUAUUUGUUGGUGGGAAGGAUGAGGUGAGUCACAUUGUAGAUCUUAUCGUGAGUUCAGUGGCGUUGGGAGUAGUUGCAUUUAUGAAACAAAAGGUGAAUAAACAAACAUUCAAUACCGCCUGUUCACUAGCUUGUAUCACAAUUGUAUCAUGUAUUGUCAAAGAGGGCAGUGCAAGUUCAGGCAGUAUACCAAUGGAAAGGAUAGAGGCGACAUUUAAAGUUGUGGUUACAGGAUGCAUCAUUUCCUUUGCAUGUUGUUAUUUGAUCUGGCCUGUGAGUGCAACCAAGGAGCUACAGAAUACGUUGAAUGACUCCUAUAAUAAUUACUCCAAAUUGUUGUUGGUCUUAACGAGACGGUUUGUGGCGGGUGAACAGUUGAAUGCGAAAGAUUUUGCGUUGAUUGACCAGUUGAAAAAAAAUGUCAAAACGAUGGAGCUGCAUCUAGAGGAGGCAAAGUAUGAGCUAUGUUUAGUGGGUAAGGAAGCUGAGUGGGAAUACUAUAAAACGUUGGUGUGUUCGACUGUAUCUUUGGCUCGUCAUUUGCAAGCAUUGAGCUCGGCCACGAGAAUGCAAUGGAACUUGUUAAAUAGCACGUCAGAAGAAAAAAGUUCUGCAACAACUCUUCGAAGCUACAGCGGCGAUGAGUUUGGAAGCUCUUCAUCAUUGGGCCAAUUCAAUUCGGCACGCACAGAAGUUGAUGAGACGGAUAUGGGCUCUUCACUUCAACUUUUUGAUUUGUUUGUUUAUCAUUUAGCGCCAUCCAUAAAAUCGUUAGUUUUUACAGUGAGAGAUGUGUUAAACAGUCUUCCGAUAGGUAAGUAUGUUGCUGGAGACUUGAACGAUUCGAGCAAUUACCAAAAUGCAUUGACCAGCGCCAUAAAGAUGUACCAGAAACGGCAAGACUUGUCAUUUGAACACAUUUAUAACCAAGAAUCAUUUACCCAAAAUGCCAACUUCUAUUUUAAAGCUGACCAAGAGGAAGUUGCUGCAUGUUGUGGAAAUUUUGCUACCCUUUUAUCUCAAUUUUCAAGUGAGUUGCUUCAGUGUUUGAAGUUGUUUGACAAACAUCAAGAUGCACAAUCCAUACCUAGGUCAUGGUCGUGGAUUCGCUUCAAGCGAGGUAAGUUUGCCAAGAGUCCCACGAACGAUACCAGUCUACACGCAGCACUAGAUGAUUUACGUGAUCAGUACGGGUUGAAGAAGGAAGAGCCCAUGUUUAAUUCAUUCACAGAACGCAUCAGCUAUGACAUUUGGAACAGGCUAAAAUAUUUGAAACGAGCCGAUGUUCAGUUUGGUAUUCGUGUCGGUUUGGGUGCUGCCUGUCUAUCGCUUUUUGCGUUUAUCCCGGAUACAAAGGGGAUUUUCGAAAACUGGCGACUUGAGUGGGCUUUGACCGUAUAUUGUAUCAUGAUGAACAAGUCUUUGGGUGGAACGACCAUGACCGUCAAGUGGCGGAUUAUAGGUACCUUCCUCGGUGCAUUUGUCGCGUUCUCAAUGUGGACAAUAUUUGAAGCUAAUGUGUAUGUGUUGGCCUUGACCGGUAUCUUGAUCUCGAUACCCUCAUUUUACAUUAUUUUAUUUUGGAAAGCAAACAAUGCUUUUGGGAGAUUUAUUUUGUUGACAUAUAACUUGACCAUGUUGUACUCGUAUAGUAUGCUACAGAAGGACGCAGAAGACGAUUUCGAAGGAGGAGAGAAUCCAAUCAUUGGUGAAAUAGCUUUUCAUCGAUUUGCUGCUGUAUCCAUUGGUAUUAUAUGGGCAUUGGUCAUGGCCACUUGUUUUUUACCAAAUAGUGCAAGGGCAAGACUAAAGAAUGGUUUGUCGAUCUUGUGGUUGCGAUUGGGCGUCAUUUGGAAUAGUGACCCGUUGGAAUAUAACCCAGACACCAUGGAAUUGGUAGGAUUCAAAGCUGAAGAAGGUACAAACAAGAUCUUGUCCGAGUGCGAAACAUUGCUUAAACAAGCACCAGUUGAGUUUCGAUUAAAGGGUAAAUUUCCCACACGGACAUACGCCAAACUCAUUAAAGAAACGUCAUCCAUUAUCGAUGCUUUCCAGAACUUGGACUUGUUGAUCAAGGCAGAUCCUACACUUAAUGGUAAUGAGGAGUAUGUGCUCAAGUAUAUCGAAGUUGAGAGGAAUGAAGUUGAGCAGAGGAUUUUCUUGGUAUUCUACAUGAUUGCCAGCGCUAUGAAGUUGGGGUUUUCGCUACCCAAGAAAUUUGCCUCCAUCGAGCAUGCAAAGGAUCGGAUGUUAUACAAAUUGAGUGAAAUCAGACAGCAACAGAAUGAUGGACUCGUGUUGAAAAAUGAUGAUUUCAUUUUGUUGUAUUCGUACAUUUUAGUUGCCUCGACAAUCUCUGAGCAAUUGGAUAAGAUGUUGGUUGAUAUUAAGAAUUUGCUUGGUGAGAUAUCAGAGGAUAAGUUUAGAUUAGUUUGA
Messenger RNA from Lodderomyces margitis, 3003 nucleotides. RefSeq lists its product as uncharacterized. The transcript has a single exon. NCBI's taxonomy places the organism in Eukaryota, Fungi, Ascomycota, Pichiomycetes, Serinales, Debaryomycetaceae. The record is from RefSeq and is a predicted model, not a curated record. The coding region runs from base 1 to 3003 and encodes 1000 amino acids.